Messenger RNA from Rana temporaria (common frog), 1034 nucleotides. RefSeq names its product olfactory receptor 2A12-like. Gene Ontology annotation, molecular function: G protein-coupled receptor activity; olfactory receptor activity. Gene Ontology annotation, biological process: G protein-coupled receptor signaling pathway. The transcript has a single exon. NCBI's taxonomy places the organism in Eukaryota, Metazoa, Chordata, Amphibia, Anura, Ranidae. The record is from RefSeq and is a predicted model, not a curated record. Gene Ontology annotation, cellular component: membrane. The coding region runs from base 51 to 989 and encodes 312 amino acids.
ACAAUUCCUCAGAUUGAUAAAAUUACACCGAAAAGAAAUAAAUUAAUAUAAUGAAUCUCACAAAGGUUACUGUUCUUAUUCUUGUGGGUCUAUCAGACCAUCCACCGACCAUGAAUGGACUUUUUGUGUUCUUCCUUCUCAUCUAUCUGAUGACUCUUAUCACAAACCUUCUUAUUUUUUUCUUGGUCCUCACUGACUACCAUCUGCACAACCCAAUGUAUUUUUUUCUUGCCAACUUGGCAUUUCUGGACAUGUCCUAUUCAUCAGUGACGGCACCAAGGAUGCUCUUUGACUUGGUCACCAAAAGCCAAUCAAUUUCCCUUCCUGCCUGUAUAGCCCAAGUCUUCUUCUUUCUCUACUUUACCAGCUCAGAACUCUUCUUGCUCUCGGCUAUGUCAUAUGACCGAUACAUUGCCAUCUGCCACCCCCUUCAUUACACACAAAUUAUGUCUUGGAGGGUCUGUGCUGGUAUGGCCUCUCUGGUCUGGGUUGCAGGAUGGUCUGUCUCUUUGAUUCAUACUUUAUUUUUGCUCAGGUUGUCCUUCUGUGGCCCAACUACCAUCCACAACUUCUUUUGUGACCUUCCACACUUGUUUCAAAUUACAUGUACUGACCCUUUCAUAAACAUGGUGGUCAUAUUCAUAUUCGGUGCCAGUCUGGGGUUAGGAGCCUUUCUCCUGACCUUUAUUCCCUACGUUCGUAUUUUCAGGACCAUUCUCAGAAUCCGCACCAAGACUGGAAAGAGGAAAGCCUUCUCCACCUGCACAUCACACCUCGCCGUGGUCUUCAUCUUUUACGGCUCCUUAAUUUUUAUUUACUUGGUUCCAUCUUCCAGCAAUAUGUACAAUUCAAACAAGCUGUUUUCAGUCAUGUAUGCCCUCAUUAACCCAUUGCUGAAUCCUCUGAUCUACAGCCUGAGAAAUAAAGAUCUCAUGGAGGCACUUAUGAGGUCUAUAUAUCACAUAAAGUUGAUAAAGGGGUUAAGUUGAAAGCAAUUUUGGUAAAUGUGGCAUUUUUUUCAACAUUAAGCUGAC